This is a messenger RNA of Pelobates fuscus (common spadefoot toad), 854 nucleotides long. RefSeq names its product thialysine N-epsilon-acetyltransferase-like. The transcript has 7 exons. Lineage: Eukaryota; Metazoa; Chordata; Amphibia; Anura; Pelobatidae. The record is from RefSeq and is a predicted model, not a curated record. Bases 52 to 636 code for a protein of 194 amino acids. Gene Ontology annotation, molecular function: N-acetyltransferase activity.
AGCAUUGUAUGUGCAGAGCAUAUAGUAGAACAAGCAGGUGCAGAGCAUUGUAUGUGCAGAGCAUUUUAUGUGCAGAGUGUGUGUAGAAUGGUAGGGUAUACGGUGCGAGCGGCAGAGCCUGGAGACUGUGAAGACAUUAUGCGAAUGAUUAAGGAGUUAGCGGAAUUCGAGAAAUUACCAGAUCAGGUGAAAACCAGCGCAGACGUUCUCCGACGUGAUGGGUUUGAGGAGCCCUCACCCCUGUUUAAGUGUCUAGUGGCAGAACUUGAAGAGAAAGAUCGAGAAGAUGGAGGCCCUGCCAUCGUGGGGUAUGCACUCUCGUACUUUAUAUACAGCACAUGGAAGGGUCGGGCACUGUACCUGGAGGAUCUAUACGUCAUGCCAGCCUUUAGAGGUAAAGGGAUUGGCUCAACGCUCUUUGUUGCGGUUGCCAAGUCCUGCAUGGAUCUUGGCUGUUGCCACCUGCAGUUGUCAUGCUUGGAUUGGAAUAGUCCAGCCAUCUCUUUCUACAUGUCUCGAGGGGCUCUCAAUCUAUCUAAGGAAGAGGGAUGGCGAAUGUUCCGAUUCCCACCGGAUGCCCUGCGACGAAUCACUACAGACCCCGCAGUCCAAGGCCUGGAUUCUGCCAAACCAUGAAUCUUUCACCAUUUACACAGCAAUGAAAUAGCUUUAUGAAGCCUGCGCUGGUGUGAAUCUGGCCAAUCACAAUCUGACUUUAGCAGGUGCUGUAGAAAUAUAAUGUAGAGGAAUACAGCGUGACCAACUACGUCCUCCUUGGUGAGAUGCUACCAGCUGUCCUACUGCAUUCUGAGCCGUGUUAUAGUGUUACAAUAAAAUUACUUUGACCAAGCAUU